GGGGCAGAGGCGAGGGCUGGGAGCCGGCUGCGCUGCUGGUCCGCGGGGCUCGGCGCUGGCAGCGCGGGGAGCGCGAAGCCUUGCCCCGGGCGGCGUCGCCCCUCGCCCCGGAGCGCGGCAGCAGGCAGGGGCCGCGGCGGCCGCCGAGGGGCCACGGUGAGGGGCUUGGCCCGCUGAAGAAAGAAGCAGCCAAGGUGCGUUUGCCUCUGGCAGUAAUUUUUGUUCCAUGGGAUUUCUUCUGCCCCCCGCGACUGAACCCAUGUGGACUGAAGCGUUUCUAACAUGAACUUUCUCUCUGGGAUCUGGUGGUCUCUUCCUCUGGUCUUGUUCUGGGCAACCCCGCACGUCACCUCCUCAUGGUGGUACAUGGGGGCCGUGGGCUCGUCGCGGGUGAUGUGCGACAACGUGCCGGGGCUGGUGAGCCGGCAGCGGCAGCUGUGCCGGCGGCACCCCGAGGCGAUGCUCUCCAUCGGCCGAGGCGUGGCGGCCUGGACGGCCGAGUGCCAGCACCAGUUCCGCCAGCACCGCUGGAGCUGCAGCGCCCCGGAGCGGGGCCAUCGCCUGCUGGGCCGCGUCCUGCUGCGCAGCAGUCGGGAAUCUGCUUUUGUACAUGCCAUCUCCUCCGCUGGGGUGGUUUUCGCUAUCACGAGAGCGUGUAGCCAAGGGGAGCUGAAGUCAUGCUCCUGCGACCCCAAGAAAACAGGUCCAGCGAAGGACAACAAGGGGCACUUUGACUGGGGCGGCUGCAGCGAUAACGUUGACUACGGCGUCAGGUUUGCCCGAGCGUUUGUGGAUGCCAAAGAAAGGAAGGGGAAAGACGCGAGAGCGCUGAUGAACCUGCACAACAACCGCGCUGGAAGGAAGGCCGUGAAGCGGUUUUUGAAACAGGAGUGCAAAUGUCAUGGUGUGAGUGGAUCAUGUACUCUAAGGACCUGUUGGCUGGCCAUGGCAGACUUUAGGAAAACAGGAGAUUAUCUGUGGAAGAAAUACAAUGGAGCGAUUCAGGUGGUCAUGAAUCAAGAUGGCACUGGUUUCACUGUGGCUAAUAAGAGAUUUAAGAAGCCAACUAAGAAUGACCUGGUAUACUUUGAAAGCUCUCCAGACUACUGUAUCAGGGACAGGGAUGUAGGCUCUCUAGGGACAGCCGGCCGGGUUUGUAACCAGACCUCCCGUGGCAUGGACAGCUGCGAAGUGAUGUGCUGCGGCAGGGGCUACGACACGUCACGUGUCAGCAGGAUGACAAAAUGCGAGUGCAAAUUCCACUGGUGCUGUGCCGUGCGCUGCCAGGACUGCCUGGAAGUGGUGGACAUACACACUUGCAAGGCACCCAAGAGUGCUGGGUGGAUCUCCCGGACAUGAUGUUUGGGUGCUGGCACUCGAGGACGGCAACCUUCGCCGUUGCUGAGCCAUGCAGGGAAUGCUUUCAAGGUGUUCGCUACUUUUAUGCAAGUUUUGCCUUUGUCUUUCAUUGCAGAGAAGUCGCUCGAUAAUUCCUAUAAACUCUACAGCACUCCAUUCGCAUUUCUACAUGGCAAGGUGGCUGCAUAAAGGUCUGUGUGCAAACUCAUGUGACUCUGGAUGGACCUGCUGCUGCCAGUACUCUUUAAGCUACCGUACAGCUCACCUCUGGAAAGCGUUGUGGCAGGUCAUUCAUGAGAUCAGCAGCACAGCAAGAUUUACAGGCGGAGCAUCUCAUGCGACCGUUGAUGCCUGCACAGGAUACAGUUUGCAAAGGCUUCCUUGGAAGGCUCUCGUGCUGGUCACAGUCAUGCCCCGGGUGCUGAGCUAGCUGGGCUCUAAGUCUGAACACUGGUUGGUAAUUCCUCCAUAAAAGACAAUUUGAUGCCAGGGGGGUUAAAGGCUUUUCCAGCGGUGGCCUUGGCCACCCACUGUGGUGGGUAGGCUGCGCUGGGCUGGGCUGGCUGCCCCUUGUGGACUGCCCCGGGCAGCUGCCACCGUCACGGACACGCUUGCUACGGCCUCUGCAUGCAGUGAACAUGCUGCAGAUCUGUGUUAGACAGAAAUUGGCCCACAGGGACCAGCAAAGGAAACAGCAAGAAAUGUAUUCAAACACAAUAUUUUUAUUUACUAUUAAAGAUUUGAAGCAAA
Messenger RNA from Dromaius novaehollandiae (emu), 2109 nucleotides. RefSeq names its product Wnt family member 2 (gene WNT2). Gene Ontology annotation, cellular component: extracellular region. The record is from RefSeq and is a predicted model, not a curated record. The transcript is spliced from 5 exons. Gene Ontology annotation, biological process: cell fate commitment; multicellular organism development; canonical Wnt signaling pathway. Bases 283 to 1359 code for a protein of 358 amino acids. Gene Ontology annotation, molecular function: frizzled binding; cytokine activity. Lineage: Eukaryota; Metazoa; Chordata; Aves; Casuariiformes; Dromaiidae.